GGGAGGGGGACGGAAGUGCGCUGUGGACUCGCCGCGGUGAUGUAGCAGCGUGGGAGGGGCCGAGGCCAGCGCCAUCCGUCCACCGGCUGCCCCGAUCCUGUGGUGAGUCCGCAGGCCGAUCCGCAGAGCGGGCGCCCGCGGGCUCGGCAGGAGUAGCCGCACUCUCAGCGGCGCCGCCAUGGACGCGGAGGCCGCGCGCAGCUACUCUCUGGAGCAAGUUCAAGCUCUGUAUUCAUUUCCAUUCCAACAAAUGAUGGCGGAGGCUCCGAACAUGGCAGACGUGGCCGGACAGCAGGUGCCUGCAGAAGCUCCUGCCCAGGAUCCUGUGCCAGAGGCUCCAAAGAGAAGGAAAAGGAAAACCAAGGCAGCAGAGGCCCAGGACCCAGUGGAGCCCAAAAAGCCUGCUGCCUCAAAGAAAUCUGGCAAGUCCACAAAAUCAAAAGAAAAGCAAGAGAAAAUCACAGACACCUUUAAAGUGAAAAGGAAAGUGGACCGGUUCAACGGCGUCUCUGAAGCUGAGCUUCUGACCAAGACUCUCCCUGACAUUUUGACCUUCAAUCUGGAUAUUGUGAUUAUUGGCAUCAAUCCAGGAUUAAUGGCUGCUUACAAAGGGCAUCAUUACCCUGGGCCCGGAAAUCACUUCUGGAAGUGUCUGUUCAUGUCUGGGUUGAGCGAGGUGCAGCUGAAUCACAUGGAUGACCACACCUUACCUGGAAAAUACGGCAUUGGUUUCACCAACAUGGUGGAACGGACGACGCCAGGCAGCAAGGAUCUGUCUAGUAAAGAAUUCCGGGAAGGAGGGCGUAUCCUAGUGCAGAAACUACAGAAAUAUCAGCCACGAAUAGCAGUGUUUAAUGGAAAAUGUAUUUAUGAGAUUUUCAGUAAAGAAGUUUUUGGAGUAAAGGUUAAGAACUUGGAAUUUGGGCUUCAACCGCACAAGAUCCCAGACACAGAAACUCUCUGCUACGUCAUGCCGUCCUCCAGUGCCCGGUGCGCUCAGUUCCCUCGGGCGCAGGACAAAGUCCAUUACUACAUUAAGCUGAAGGACUUGCGAGACCAGCUGAAGGGCAUCGAGCGCAGCACGGACGUUCAGGAGGUGCAGUACACGUUCGACCUGCAGCUCGCUCAAGAGGACGCAAAGAGGACGGCUGUUAAGGAAGAAAAGUAUGACCCAGGCUAUGAGGCAGCGUAUGGCGGUGCCUGUGGUGAAAACCCGUGUAAUGGGGAACCUUGUGGCUUUGCUUCAAAUGGGCUAACAGCCAACAGUGCAGAGUUGGGAGGAGAAUCGGCUCCGAGCGACGUUCCAAACGGGCAGUGGAUGGCACAGUCGUUUGCAGAGCAGAUCCCUUCUUUCAAUAGUUGUGGGACAGGAGAGCAGGAAGCAGGAAGCCGUGCUUAGCGAAGAUGCCUCAGCUCGGGCUCAGCGCUGCAGUUUUAGUGCAGUUGUCAGGACACAGAGCCUCAGUUUGCUAACUGAGGGGUUUUAGUAUUAAUAGUACUUUACGCUAGUGGUGUAACUAUAUAUGGUAUGAAUAAUCUGUGUAGUUUGGAAACCAAAAGUAGGGUGUUUUGUACUUGAGUUUUGUAUUUGAAUUGCCCAUCAUUCCAGCUUUUUAUAUACUAUAUUUCAUGUAUGAAGAAACUGGUUUUCUUCGAGGAGUCACUUCAAUCUGUGAUUUUAAAAAAGCAACAGUCUGAAUAUUUAUAGUUGACUCUUCACUGUGCAUACCUAUCUAUGCCCUCAUCCCUUUAGAUGCCUAAGGAAGGCAUGCUAGUAAGAGUCGACUCGGUGAGAAUGCAGCUGUCAGUCUCCAGGUUUGAAGCUGACUAACCCUCCGUGGAAUCAAAGCUGGGGGUGAACUCAGAACCCCCUUGCUCUCCCAGAGGUGUGUGUGGCAGAUGGUUGGUAAGAGACGAACAGUGUGGCCAUACUUGAUGGGGUUUUUGAGCCCUGCCGUUGACCUCUGCCUCUUGUGUGUUUGCCCCCUUAGAGGCAGACACUUCUGCUGAGCUGGUAGGUUCCUGAGAACACAGUGGGACGCGUACAGCCUGCCACGCGUCUGUUUUACUGAAUCCCUGUCAGCGUUCCUCACUGUUCUGAUUUUAACCUUGACAUGGAAAGUGAACUUUCCAGUGAGCAAUGCGAGGCCGCAGGUGCUUAAUAGUCCUGUUCCAACUGGUGCUAUGUACGCGGGAUGUCCUGAUACAGGACGUUUCUUGCUAGAUAAAGCUAAUCAUUGAUGAAUGAUUUAAAAAUUUUUGUCACUGCUAUUGAUUACUGUGGACUAAGUGAGCCUCAUGAAAAAGUUGAUUGGAAUUUGUGCCUUUGUGGUUGCUAAUGCAUUUUCCAUGGGGCUACAGACGGCCCACCAGGGCUGGUGGAUAUUAACAGUGGGUAUUCAGAAAUGCCUGAUGCAUCCACACCUGACCACUCGAGAGUUCUCUGACUUGAUGGUACCCCUGGAGCUCGCUGGUUUUGCAAUAUGAAAUGUCCACGAGGGUUUUGUAUUUCACAGAGGCUAUGUAGCCUGUUCUAUAUAUAAUGAGAGAAGCAGUUUCUUGGUAGAAAUUUUUAACAUGCCUUUAGCUGUGGCAAUGAUGGACUUUCCUUUUCCUUCUGUCUGGGUCAGGCUGUGUACAAGUCAUGUGAUUUGAAAGGGGCACUGCUCUGCUGUUUACAUGGGCAUUUCAUGCGGGUGCUUUGAAGUGCCUUGCAUCAGGGAUUAGAAUCAAUUGAAUUAUUUUUUUUCAUGGGACUCUGUAAAGCAUGUAGUAUUGCCUUGGUAUGUAACUAUUGUAGCUUUACCGUGGAGAAAUACCUUUAAAUUAUGACUGGAGAGCGGGUGCGUGGACCCUCUGAGUACUGUCCUGGUGCUUUUCCUUGAACAUGGUGAGUAGUGAGUGCUGUGCACCCUGUACUGACAGGGUGGGAUUUGUUUUCAUUAAAUAAUACUGAGAUUUUAAACA
Messenger RNA from Rattus rattus (black rat), 2967 nucleotides. RefSeq names its product thymine DNA glycosylase (gene Tdg). The transcript is spliced from 10 exons. The coding region runs from base 179 to 1399 and encodes 406 amino acids. Gene Ontology annotation, molecular function: mismatch base pair DNA N-glycosylase activity. Gene Ontology annotation, biological process: base-excision repair, AP site formation. The record is from RefSeq and is a predicted model, not a curated record. Gene Ontology annotation, cellular component: nucleus. NCBI's taxonomy places the organism in Eukaryota, Metazoa, Chordata, Mammalia, Rodentia, Muridae.